Molecule: messenger RNA, 567 nt
Organism: Rhodamnia argentea
Lineage: Eukaryota; Viridiplantae; Streptophyta; Magnoliopsida; Myrtales; Myrtaceae
Product: TNF receptor-associated factor homolog 1b-like
Exons: 3
Coding region: 1-567 (188 amino acids)
Molecular function (GO): protein binding
Source: RefSeq, a predicted model, not a curated record
AUGCAGUCUCAAUGGGGCAUUCCCAGAUUUAUGCCACUAGCGGCUUUCACCGACCCGUCCAAUGGAUACCUCCUUGACGACACCUGCAUUUUCGGAGUGGAGGUCUUCGUCAUCAAGAAUUCGGGGUUGGGCGAAUGUUUCACACCAAAAGAGGCUACAUCAUAUACACAUGAAUGGAAGAUAUCAAAGUUCUCGACUUUGGAGGAAGAGCACUGCCGGUCCGAGCCGUUUUUUGCUGGCAGUGAGAAAUGGAAGUUGCAUCUAUAUCCGAGGGGAGCUUCAGCAGCGAGGAACGAAAGCCUUUCAAUAUUUCUUUGUUUGGCCGAUUCAGGGAAACUCGAUCUUGGGCAGAAAGUUAACGCAAGCUUCACCAUUCAGUUGAGAGGCGAAGACGGCACUGUUUAUCGGGAGCGCACGUCAAGUCCGCUAUGGUUCAGUCGAUCGAGCCCUGGGUGGGGUUGGUCUUCUUUUGCCUCGCUGAAGAGGGUCCAAGAAUACCUCGUGGAUGAUCUCUGCGUCAUUGAGGCCAAAGUCGCCUUCCUUGGCACAGCUAGACGACUGCCCUGA